GUCAAAAUACAAAAGCCCUUUACCCUAAAAAAAAAUCAGGAGCUCAUUCUCUCUCUCGCCGUUCUUCUUCUUCUUCAAUGUUUCGCCAAUUUUUUUCCUGAUAAACAUCCGUUUCUCUUCUGGAUUACUUUGUUUCAGGAUGGAUAGGGUUUGCAUCUAUAUUGCUUACAAUGGCAAAUGGACUACAGAUAACAAGUAUUUGGAUCAUGAGAUAAAGCUAAUUCUUGUGAAUGAUGGGAUAACAUUUGAAGGUCUUGUCGAGAAGAUUUUUCAGGUUCUGAAACUGAAAGUGGGUGAGAUUAAAGCAAAUAUUUGGUUUGACUCGAAUCUAGACACAAGCAAAGGAAUGCAAGUAACAAACGAUGAGGAAGUUACUACUUGCAUCUACUUGUUGAAAAAUGAUCCAAAUUUCAAAACUUCCCGUUUCAUUGUUGAUAUUGUGGAAAACAAUUCUUUGUCCGUAGUCAAUAUUGUACAACAAGAGGAAAUGCAGAUUGAAAGAGAUGAGACAUCGAUACCAGUUGAGCCUAUAUCAGAGUUUGAACCUCUGGAAACAAAAUCAUCUCAUGGUAUGAAACUGAGAAAAAGGGUCCAGAACAGAAAAGUAUCAAAAAAAAGAAAAAGAUCGAGGAGUAAAAGAGAUGAUUUGUCAGGUGUGAUUUUGAGAGAAGAUGCUUCAUUGGAUGAAAUAGUUGUGGGAUCUUUGUUUGAGAACAAAGAAUGUUUAAAGAAAUGUUUCACAAAUAGCGCAAUCAGAAACCACUUCAAAUUCAAGACCGUCAGGUCAACCAAAAAAAGAUAUUAUCUGAAGUGUUAUGAUGACAAUUGCCGUUGGUUUUUGCAUUCUUCACGGAUCAGUGAUUCUGCAUUAUUCAGGAUUUGUAAGUAUGCGAAAAACCAUACUUGCUCUGCUGAUGUGUUUAAACCUGACCAACAACGGCACGCAACAUCAAGGGUCAUAUCUGAUUACAUCCGUGAGCUUCUACCUGAAUAUGAAACAGAAAUGACACCAAAUUUUGUGAAGGAAGAAAUGAGAAAGAGAUAUGGACUGAACAUUAGUUACCACAAAGCAUGGCGCUCAAUACAACUAGCUUUUGGUGUGAAAAAUGGAAGUCCUGAACAGCAGAACGAAUUGCUGCUGUCUGAACCAGAACAAAACAAUGAAUUACUUCUGUAUGAACCAGAACAGAAAAAUGAAUUGCUUUCGUCUGAACCAGAACAGAACAGUGAAUUGCUUCCGUCUGAACCAGAACAGAACAGUGAAUUGCUUUCGUCUGAACCAGAACAGAACAAUGAAUUGCUUCCAUCUGAAUCAGAACAGAACAAUGAAUUGCUUCCAGGCGAGCUGGAACAGAAGAAAAAAUUGCUUCCCUUUGAACCAGAACAGAACAAUGCAUUGCUUCCGUCUGAACCAGAAGGGAAGAAAGAAUUGCUAUCAUCUGAACCUCAACAGGAAAAUGAAUUGCUUUCGUCUAAACCAGAACAGAACACCGAAUUGUUUCCAUCUGAAGUAACAAACCUCGGAAGGGAUGAUCAAACUCACGCCUGAUAGGGUCUAGCAGAGUGUAGCAUACAGUAUAUUCCUUUCCAAAUCUGGACAACUGCGAGCGGCUAUUGGUCUUAAUGCCAGCUUACUGUGGACACAAUAAUUUACAUCAUAGUUAUUAUGUCACUACGUUGUACAAAGAGAAGUGUAGUGAGUUUAACUUUAUUAGGUUUAUUAUGUUUCCUUUUCAGUAUUAUAGUUCGACAGAUGAUGUUUCUGGUACAUGCCUUCUUUUCCUGUGAACUGCACCUGAAUUUGAUAAAGGGAGUGGCAGAUAAUCGUUCAACUUUUGGACUAAAUUCAAUUGAGAUGGCAAUUGUCAUGAUUCCUUC
This is a messenger RNA of Solanum tuberosum (potato), 1878 nucleotides long. RefSeq lists its product as uncharacterized. The coding region runs from base 140 to 1549 and encodes 469 amino acids. The transcript has 2 exons. The record is from RefSeq and is a predicted model, not a curated record. NCBI's taxonomy places the organism in Eukaryota, Viridiplantae, Streptophyta, Magnoliopsida, Solanales, Solanaceae.